Molecule: messenger RNA, 309 nt
Organism: Mollisia scopiformis
Lineage: Eukaryota; Fungi; Ascomycota; Leotiomycetes; Helotiales; Mollisiaceae
Exons: 2
Coding region: 1-309 (102 amino acids)
Source: RefSeq, a predicted model, not a curated record
AUGUCUCCAUUGCGACCAACAAUCGUUAUCCAUUUGAUGCGCAGCACAAAGCUCCGAACGCAAACUGGAGAAUCCAUUGACCCAGUAGCCAUAGAACGAGCUCACGAAUUCGCGGAAACAUAUCCCCACCUCAAGCAUAUCGCCCAUCUCUUCAGCUCACCCACAGAUCGCGAUAAAGAGGUUGCUGGGACAGCUUUCGCUCCUGUUCUAUCAAGAGGCAUCAAACAUCAAAUCCUCCCAAUCCUUCGAGCGAAUACGCGGCUGCAGGCUAUGCUACCCACGAAUGGAGUGAAAGUCGAGUUGAAAUAG